Messenger RNA from Eutrema salsugineum, 1667 nucleotides. Its product is annotated as chaperone protein dnaJ A6, chloroplastic. The coding region runs from base 131 to 1456 and encodes 441 amino acids. Gene Ontology annotation, cellular component: cytoplasm. Gene Ontology annotation, molecular function: heat shock protein binding; ATP binding. Gene Ontology annotation, biological process: protein refolding; response to heat. The transcript is spliced from 8 exons. NCBI's taxonomy places the organism in Eukaryota, Viridiplantae, Streptophyta, Magnoliopsida, Brassicales, Brassicaceae. The record is from RefSeq and is a predicted model, not a curated record.
GCUACGUUCUUCUAGCAACCUCCUUUCAUUCGUUUCUCUACUCAGCUUUCUUAUCUCUCUCUCUCGCUCGCAAAGCUCUUCCUUCUCCCUUCGUCGACCAUUUGAUUUACGGGAGUGUACUGAGCUUAAAAUGGCUCUACUACAAUUUGGAAGUACUUGCGUUGCUCAAUUUGCAGUGAGAGCUUAUUAUCCGAGCAGAGUCGAAUCAACUCGUCAUCAAAAUUCCAUGAGACCAAUUAAUUGGUUGGGAACUACAAGGUCGAGUAUGUUCUCAAAUGGUUCCUUGCCCUUCUUGUCGAUGACGGGAACGUCCAGAAAUAUGCAUCCUCGCAGAGGAUCUCGCUUCACUGUAAGAGCUGAUGCGGAUUACUAUUCGGUCUUGGGAGUUUCAAAAAAUGCAACCAAAUCUGAGAUUAAAAGCGCUUAUCGGAAGUUGGCUAGGAAUUACCAUCCGGAUGUGAACAAGGAUCCUGGUGCAGAAGAGAAAUUCAAAGAAAUAAGUAAUGCUUAUGAGGUCUUAUCAGAUGAUGAAAAGAAAUCUCUUUACGAUAGGUAUGGUGAGGCCGGAGUUAAAGGUGCUGGUGGAAUGGGAGGCAUGGGGGAUUUUAGUAAUCCGUUCGAUCUAUUCGAGUCAUUAUUCGAAGGCAUGGGCGGGAUGGGAGGAGGUGGAAUGGGUAGAGGUUCAAGAAGCAGAGCCGUGGAUGGUCAAGACGAGUACUACACACUAAUCUUGAACUUCAAAGAAGCUGUUUUCGGGAUGGAGAAAGAGAUAGAGAUAUCUCGGCUCGAGAGCUGCGGGACUUGCGAUGGCUCAGGUGCAAAACCAGGAACCAAACCGACCAAAUGCACCACGUGUGGCGGACAAGGUCAAGUGGUUUCAUCAGCAAGAACUCCUCUCGGCGUGUUCCAACAAGUCAUGACUUGCUCUUCCUGUAACGGCACCGGAGAGAUCUCGACUCCGUGUGGUACUUGCUCAGGAGAUGGACGCGUGAGGAAGACGAAACGGAUAAGUCUCAAAGUACCGGCUGGGGUUGAUUCCGGUAGCCGGUUAAGAGUGAGAGGAGAAGGCAAUGCCGGGAAGAGAGGCGGUUCACCGGGAGAUUUGUUUGUUGUUAUAGAGGUUAUACCAGACCCGGUUUUGAAACGUGACGAUACUAACAUUCUCUACACUUGCAAGAUAUCGUAUAUCGAUGCGAUUCUUGGGACGACUUUGAAAGUACCGACGGUGGAUGGGACGGUGGAUUUGAAAGUACCGGCGGGGACACAGCCGAGCACGACGCUGGUGAUGGCGAAAAAGGGAGUUCCGGUGUUGAACAAGAGUAAUAUGAGAGGGGAUCAGUUGGUGAGAGUGCAAGUGGAGAUACCUAAGAGAUUGAGCAAAGAGGAGAAGAAGCUUAUUGAGGAGCUUGCUGAUAUGAGCAAGAACAAGACUGCUAAUAGUAGCAGCAGUAGAUGAUUAGAAAGAAAGGAAGUUUUGACAUUUGGAAAUGUGAUUCUAAUAUAUAUAAUUAUAUAUACACAUUGUUCUGCUCUAUUAGCUUUUCAAAAUUGGAAUGGCUCUUGGAAAGAGGAAGCUUUAAAGAAGCAAAGGGAGGAAGAUGAUAAUUUGUUGUUGUGGUGAAGAAAAUUGGAAUAACAUUCAUAACUCUUUGAUUUUGUUGUUCGAA